GAAGUGAUCCCUGAGGACCCAGUUGCGGCCGAGGAACCCGGCGGCAGGGCCAGGUUCGGGACCAUGAGCUGGAUUCCUUUCAAGAUUGGGCAGCCCAAGAAACAGAUUGUCCCCAAAACAAAUGGAUGUACCUUGGACUGAGACUCCAGUGUGUCUCUCUGUUCCCUUAGCCGUUGUCCGAGGGGCCAGAACCCUGGUUGUGCUGCCUUGGAUCUUUCCCCAGGGGAGGGGAGAGCUCUGGAGACCAGCGGCUGUAGGAGCAACCCACACCUGGCCUCCAGAAGCAGAGGAGGGAAACAUUCAUGGACGUGGCAGCCUGUCGCAUGGCCUUAAGCAGCAGUAGAAGGAUCCAGCCCCACCCCGACAUACUUCCCAGCUGCCAGCGUGAGACCUCAGGUUCCUCACCAGCCAGAGUGAGCCAACCCAGCUGGAACCCCACAGUCGCUCCAUCUCUGUGCAAGUCCAAGCAGUGCCGGCCAGGGGGACCAGGUGCUGUCUGACAUCCCACACACGCAUCAGCACACGUGGGGAUUGCAAAAGAGAGUGCCGGGAGCCAAGGCCGUGGCUCCGGUGGGUCGGCAGGCCUUCUCUGCACCCGCCUCCCCUUCAGGAGCACCAGCUCCAUGUUCUUGAUCUUCAGGAGAGCUGGAUUCUGACCAAGACCUCCUUCAUUUAAUUUCGUUCUUUUGAGAAAAAAGGCUUUAUCGUAUGUGAAGACUGCUUAGCGGUCACAUCCUACGAAGUAGGAGAGGGGAUGUGUCCGGUGAAGGGAGGCCCCGGUACAACCCCCAGGCACAGGAUCCAGGCUUAGCCAAAGGCCUAGCUAUCAACCGACCACGUGCUUUGUGCUGCCCCCCCUCUCAGCCGAGGGGUUACGGUCUGGUCUGCACCCCCAGACUGCUCUGGUCCUCCCAGCGCCCCUGCAUGUGGGAAAGGAGCAAGGAGACGCCGUCAGCGGGCCAGGCACCAUGCUCUGGGCUCGGCACAGACUGCUGGGGGAUCCUCCAAGCAAGCCGGCGGGCCGACGCUGCUGCCCCAUUGCCUUGUCAGCCACCGGAAAUCUUCGCAGGGAGAGGCUAGCCAGAGUGAUCCCGUUCCACUAGGAAAGAAACCGAGACUGCGAAUGUGAGGUGGAGAGAGAUUUUGAGAGGGAGUAUGGAAAACUCCAGCAGCUGGAGGAGCAGACCAGGAGGCUGCAGAAGGACAUGAAGAAGAGCACCGAUGCUGACCUGGCCAUGUCCAAAUCUGCCGUGAAGAUAUCCUUGGACUUGCUCUCCAAUCCCCUCUGCGAGCAAGACCAAGACUUCCUGAACAUGGUGACAGCUCUGGACACGGCCAUGAAGCGGAUGGACGCCUUCAACCAGGAAAAGGUGAACCAGAUUCAAAAGACCGUGAUUGAACCCUUAAAAAAGUUCGGCAGUGUCUUCCCGAGCCUCAACAUGGCGGUGAAACGGCGGGAGCAGGCCUUGCAGGACUACCGGAGACUGCAGGCCAAGGUGGAGAAGUACGAGGAGAAGGAGAAGACGGGGCCCGUGCUGGCCAAACUCCACCAGGCCCGAGAAGAGCUGCGGCCCGUGCGGGACGACUUCGAGGCCAAGAACAAGCAGCUCCUGGACGAGAUGCCGCGCUUCUACCACAGCCGGCUCGACUACUUCCAGCCCAGCUUCGAGGCCCUGAUCCGAGCCCAGGUUGGGUACUACUCUGAGAUGCAGAAGAUCUUUGGAGACCUGACCCAGCAGCUUGACCAGCCUGGCCACCCUGAUGAGCAGCGGGAGAGGGAGAACGAGGCCAGACUGAGUGAGCUCAGAGCCCUCUCCAUUGUGGCUGAUGACUGAGUCCCCACCACCCUUUCGAAGACUCCUGGGACACAAGUCAACCUCUUUGGUCUUUGCCCUCGUCAAGCUUAGGCUCAGGUGUCAGCCAGCAAAAGGCCCUCCCCUGAGAGAAGUAUGGGGACAGCAGUGGCCCCUGCUCUACCUCACCAGCCCUCUGCAGUGAGCCUGGCACCAAGAGCCCCAAGCAGGCUGCUAGCUCCCCACCCAUAGCAAGAGCCCAGACAGGUAAGCAGGGCAGAAAAACUCCAGGCACCUUCUCAUUUCCAAAAGAACCGUCCAAAGGGCAUCCUGGCCUAGGGCCUGAGCAAGCUUCCAGCCUUCAAAGGCCCAGGCUGUCUGCUCACCUGAGGUCUUAGCCUUGCUUGCGUGGCCGUGAUCACAUCUACCUCCAAAGACCUAUCCUGGAGAGUCCACCCGCCCUCAUUGCCUUUCCACUUCAGACUCCUUUUUUCUGAAGAGGCCCGAGACACUGCCGUGGGGAACAGAAGAGCUGUGGUUCCCCCAGCCCAGACAGACCCCUCACUCCAGCCUCCCAGCACGACAAAAACUGGCUUAGCCCACUUCUGUCCCUUAGGCCAAGUGCAGAGAAAAGCCCCAAGCCUUGUAGGUUCCCUAGGAAACCCGACUCCGCUCGUGUCCAUAGGCUACCGACCGCACAAAAUGUCACAGCCUGAUUCACAGGCCUCAGAGCAAGAACCGGAGUAUUUGGAAUUUUAUUUUUUCAAGUAAAGUUUUCAAUAAAAUCGACAGCUGUUACUGUGCCGUGA
Messenger RNA from Leptonychotes weddellii (Weddell seal), 2602 nucleotides. The record is from RefSeq and is a predicted model, not a curated record. Lineage: Eukaryota; Metazoa; Chordata; Mammalia; Carnivora; Phocidae.